AUGGUGCAGAAAACUGUCCUGAAGGUCCGUAUUGUAUGCCUCAAAUGCAAGAAGCAGCUCCUCCAGGCGGUGACUAAGUUACAAGGUGUUGACAAAAUUGAAGUUGAUGCAGACAAGGGAACUUUGACUGUAACAGGAGAUGCAGACCCAUAUGAAAUCAUAGUUCGUACCAAAAAAACAGGCAAAUUUGCUGACGUUGUGAGUGUUGGUGAUCCUGCUGCUCCCCAAAAGGAGGGGGAUGGGAAGAAGAAGAAGAAAAAAAAAUCAGGGGACAAGGAGGACCAAGUUCAGACACCCAACAUCGCCCACAAUUCAUGUCUUGUCUGUGAGCGAGUGCCUAUCGUUCAUGUGGGCUGCCGAGACGAACCCUAUCCAUCAUGCUCUAUUAUGUGA
This is a messenger RNA of Juglans microcarpa x Juglans regia, 393 nucleotides long. RefSeq names its product heavy metal-associated isoprenylated plant protein 2-like. Gene Ontology annotation, molecular function: metal ion binding. Bases 1 to 393 code for a protein of 130 amino acids. The transcript is spliced from 2 exons. Lineage: Eukaryota; Viridiplantae; Streptophyta; Magnoliopsida; Fagales; Juglandaceae. The record is from RefSeq and is a predicted model, not a curated record.